Dunckerocampus dactyliophorus (ringed pipefish) is the source of this 2458-nucleotide messenger RNA. Its product is annotated as sphingosine-1-phosphate phosphatase 1-like. Gene Ontology annotation, biological process: sphingosine metabolic process; phospholipid dephosphorylation. Bases 294 to 1565 code for a protein of 423 amino acids. Gene Ontology annotation, cellular component: endoplasmic reticulum membrane. Lineage: Eukaryota; Metazoa; Chordata; Actinopteri; Syngnathiformes; Syngnathidae. Gene Ontology annotation, molecular function: sphingosine-1-phosphate phosphatase activity. The transcript is spliced from 3 exons. The record is from RefSeq and is a predicted model, not a curated record.
CGGCGAAGAAACCAUAAAAGCAUCGAAGAAGAAGUGGCAUUCAACGCGUUGAACGUAACGGGCUGUCUUGACGCAGUUAGCGGCGGCCUUCCUGAACCUGACGAUACUCCGUCAUGUAAUACGUCACUAUCACGGACUUUGGAUGCUGCUCUUCCAAAUCUUCCACUCUACAAGGUCGCUAUUCGUGAGUUCGGGGAGAUAGCCUCUAAGUCGCCACGUAAUUAUUUUUUUAGUCUGACCGGAAGAUCAUGAGCCCAGUAGAAUAACGCCACAUAAAAUAACCGGUUGUCAUUAUGGUGAUGGACGCCAUCAAGACAUUUGUGGAGACUUGUCGUUAUCUCCAGGACCCCCGUCUCGUGGCCAAGUUCCAGCACUUGUGUGGCGUCCGGGGGACAUUUCCGGAAAAACCGACCGACGAGCAGGGAAGCGCCGCGUUUGAGCCGGGCUGCCCCGGGCUGAGGCAGAGGAUCCCCGAGGAAGACGUCAGCAACGGCGCGGCCGUGCAUGCCAAUGGGGUGAGAGGUGACCCCAGGCCCGAUGAGACCACCCGAGCUAAACCCCUCCGCAGGAACUCGCUCACCGGAGACGUGGGUCAGGAGUUCCUGGUCCACAACAAGUUCUUCUUCUAUCUGUUCACGUUCGGCACCGAGCUGGGCAACGAGAUGUUCUUCAUCAUCUUCUUCCCCUUCCUCUUCUGGAACAUCGACGCCCUGGUCAGCCGCAGGCUCAUUGUGGUGUGGGCCUGGAAUCUGUUCGUGGGACAGUCCACCAAAGACAUGGUCCGUUGGUCCCGGCCGGCCUCCCCGCCUGUGGUGAAGGUGGAGGUCUUCUACAACUCUGAGUACAGCAUGCCGUCCACACACGCCAUGACUGGGACUGCCAUACCCUUCUGUCUCUUCAUGCUCACAUAUGGACGCUGGCAGUACCCUUUCCUCUUUGGCUUGUGUGUGGCCCUCUGCUGGAGCAUCCUGGUGUGUGUCAGCAGAGUCUACAUGGGGAUGCAUUCCGUUCUGGAGGUGAUCACUGGCUUCCUAUACAGCCUCCUCAUUCUGGCCUUCUUCCACCAAGUUUUGGACAAGAUCGACAACUUCUACAUGACCGACCCGUACGCUCCACUGGUUAUCUUGCUGUCCCAUGUUAGCCUCGGACUCGUGGCCUUCUCCCUGGACUCCUGGAGCACCUCUCGUGGGGACACGGCCCAGGCACUGGGCACCGGGGCCGGCGCAGCUCUGGCCACCCACGCCAAUUAUCAGCUGGGGCUGCUGGCAGACCAUCCGCUGUCAUUGCUGCCGCUCGCCUUGCCCCCGCUCGGCGUGGGCUUGGUGGCCUGCUCCUUGCUACGCUUCGCCAUCGGGGUGGCCGUUAUCCUGGUCACCAGGAUGGUCAUGAAAGCGGUGACCAUCCCCUUCCUGUGUCGACUGUGCAGGCUGCCCUCAGAGGACGUGAGACUGGCGAGGCAGCACAUGGAGGUGGAGCUGCCGUACCGUUACAUCGUCUACAGUGUUGUUGGGUUUACCUGCGUGUGUGUGGUGCCUCUCCUCUUCAGGGUCGUCAACCUGGCGUGAGCGUCACAUGUAAACAGUCAUGCACUGCUGAAAUACAGGGUGUUGUUUCUGCACCACACAAGCUUAUUUUAAGGCUAACUCUGUUGGUACAGUAUAUUUUUCCCCAUGAAAAGACCAAAAUUCAGUGAUCCAAAUGGAAGAGUUCGCAUGAAUAGCUUUGGCUAGACAGUCUUUCCCUCUGUGAGUGCAUCAUAUUGUUUCUCUUGUUGCUCAAAUUUCUCGUAGCAAUGCUGCUGUGAAGACAACAGUUAGACAACAGCUAAUCAGCUGAUUGAAACGGUCCUAAAGAAUGCACCAUUCACGUCCUCUUAGUUUCUUUUUGAAAGGCGCAAGCACAUGAGAACACACUGGAGAAGGAAGGAAUCCAGAAAUGUCUGUUUCCGAUCCUUCAUGGAGUAUUAAGAUAGUGUUUAGCACUUGGAAUCAAUCAAAUGUUUGGUUUAUUUACAUUUUUAUAUUAAUUUGUAAGGGAUCUUUUGUAUUUUUAACACCAUCCUCGUGCUCUGAAGAAUAAGCCAAACAAUGAAUCAUGUCAGUGUUAUAUUCGUUAUUGUUUGAUGCUAAGCUAUUAAUCAGUUUUGUGUACAAAAGUAUAUUUGAAGUAUUGUGGAAUUGUCAAGGACCCCCCCUUUGCUGUUUAAAUCUAUACCUUGAGGCAUUACCACUAUGUGUCUGCAUUACACCGCGUUAUGUCUCUGCUUCCGUUCAUUUGUACACCUUUAUCUUGUUUUGAUUGUGAAGUCAACUGCUUUCUGGGUCUGGCGUCUGACAUGAUGAAAUUAGAACAUAAUAUACAGUAUUUUUGAUGGGCUAUACCAUCUUAAGAUGUAUAAAAAAAGUUUAUUAUAACGGGAUAUUUUGGAGUCCUUGCACUAAAGUGUAUUAAAAUCUUA